Messenger RNA from Sceloporus undulatus (fence lizard), 3337 nucleotides. It is a transcript of the gene BRMS1L, whose product is annotated as BRMS1 like transcriptional repressor. Gene Ontology annotation, cellular component: Sin3-type complex. The record is from RefSeq and is a predicted model, not a curated record. Bases 286 to 1119 code for a protein of 277 amino acids. Gene Ontology annotation, molecular function: histone deacetylase binding. The transcript is spliced from 11 exons. Gene Ontology annotation, biological process: negative regulation of transcription by RNA polymerase II. NCBI's taxonomy places the organism in Eukaryota, Metazoa, Chordata, Lepidosauria, Squamata, Phrynosomatidae.
CUCGCGGGAGAAGAAGGAGAGCAACCACGACGAGAUGGAGGUGGACUACGGGGAGAACGAGGGCAGCAGCUCCGAGGAGGAGGAGUCCGAGAGCUCCUCCGUCUCCGAGGAGGGAGACAGCUCCGGGAGAGGCGGAUAAGAAAUACAGUGAGUCCUCGGUAUCCAUGGUUCAAGCUUCCACAGAUGACAAGCCCACAUUAGAAUAGAAUAUACUUUAUUACUGUCAAAGACCAGCAUGAAAGAAAGAAAGAAAGAAACAAACAAAAAUAACAACAUUGAAACAAAAUGGAUGAUGAAGACUGCGAAAGAAGAAGAAUGGAGUGUUUAGAUGAGAUGUCCAAUCUUGAAAAACAAUUUACAGAUCUUAAAGACCAACUUUACAAGGAGAGAUUAAGCCAAGUGGAUGCAAAACUGCAGGAGGUCAUUGCGGGAAAGGCACCAGAGUACUUGGAACCACUGGCAGCUCUGCAAGAAAACAUGCAAAUCCGAACAAAAGUGGCAGGUAUCUACAGAGAGCUCUGUUUAGAGUCUGUGAAAAACAAAUAUGAAUGUGAAAUUCAAGCCUCCCGCCAACACUGUGAGAGUGAAAAGCUCUUGUUGUAUGACACUGUUCAGAGUGAGCUGGAAGAGAAAAUCAGACGGCUUGAAGAAGACCGACAUAGCAUUGACAUUACCUCAGAGUUAUGGAAUGAUGAACUUCAGUCUAGGAAAAAAAGGAAAGAUCCAUUUAGUCCAGAUAAGAAGAAACCUGUUGUUGUUUCAGGGCCCUAUAUAGUGUAUAUGCUACAGGAUCUUGAUAUACUUGAAGACUGGACAACAAUAAGAAAGGCAAUGGCUACAUUGGGGCCACACAGAGUGAAAACAGAACCCCCUGUCAAGUUGGAAAAGCACCUACAUAAUACAAGAUCAGAAGAAGGACGGCUCUACUACAAUGGGGAAUGGUAUGGCCGUGGACAAACAAUAUGUAUUGACAGGAAAGAUGAGUGCCCUACAAGUGCCAUAAUUACAACAAUUAACCAUGAUGAAGUGUGGUUUAAGAGGCCUGAUGGAAGCAAAUCCAAACUGUAUAUUUCUCAGCUACAAAAAGGAAAAUAUUCAAUCAAACAUAAUCACAACUGACCAUUAAACCAACCAGACAGUGUUAUCCUGCUUGAAGUGCCAUGAGAUGAAAGAUGUAUUUACUCUGUGGUCUCAUCUAUUUUUGUGGCAGUAUCUGUGUAUUUGUAGUAGUGUAAGUAAUUUUCAUACAGAUGUCAUAGAAUAAGUGACACAUAAUCAGGUUGAACAUGACGUCUUGUCCCUAAUUUGGAUCCACCGCCUAAGAUAGAAAAUAGUCUACUGGAGAGUCUGGGAAUAUCUGACUAAGAGUCUGCAGUCAUAAAAAAACUGUAUGCAUGGGAGAGAAGUGUACAUAAAGCAGCAGGAAUCGUCAGUUUCUUCUGCAGCUGUUCUUACAGCUAAAUGGACAUAGCAGUUUUAAAAUUGCUUGGUAAUACAUGAACAGCACAGUGAGGAUGCUGUCAAAAACAUUGUCUGGCUGUGUGUCUAGUUCUCCAUCAUAUGGGCACACAGGCUUCGAAGAAUGUAAUCUAAAACCAUUAAUGUAAAAUGGAAACAAAGUGGUAUUACUUUUUUUAAAAAAUAAGAUUGUGUAGUAAUUGUGAAGUUCAUCAUUAUGUUUAACAGUUCCUCUUACAUUUUGUCCUGGAAACAGGUUAUUUGUGCAAAUGUUCCUUUGAUGUAUUCUAAUUGUGAGAUAUUCUUAAAUGGACAGCAACAAAAGUUGAUCCCCCCAGUAGCUGCUCUAGCUAGCACUGUUAAAAAUUUCUGUUAAUAAAAAAAAUAACUGUUUUGUUAUUAACAUAGAUGUUAAUAACACAACACAGUUAAUAGUGGGCAUCAAAUUGCUAGGAAUAAAAUGGUGCAAAAAAGAUGACACUGUUUCUCUUAGUAUUAAUCACCAUCCCAAUCCUGGUAAGAAUACCUGUCCUGUAAAUCAUGGAACAGUAACCAAAAGUAUUACUGCAUACCCAUUGGUAACAAAAUUGAUCAAUAGUCAAAUGAAGUGUAAUUGUACAUUGGAUACAGAAUUAUAAUGUUUGCUGCUUCAGACCCUUAGAAUGUUUGCAUCUGAAAGCGUAGCAUCAGGUGUAAAAUCUUUAGGUUUUACUGUUCAUGUCUAAAGCAUAUAAAGGGGUUGGGGUCAGGCAAAGGGCAGAAGACAUUACUUGGUGGUUAUGUGCACUUUAAUAUCCAUUAGGAUGGGCCUUUGAAGAAAGCCUGCAUCCAUGGAAAAGACUGCCAAAAGUGUUUUAUGUGCUUGUUAGGUUGGUGCUAAAUCUGGAAUUUUAUGCAGCUAUACGCUGCUUUGAAAUCCUUAAUUGCAAUCCCAAUAUGUAAAAACAAACCACUGUCAGUAACCCCAACCUCAUUUCCAGCAAACAGUGUAAUUGCAGUUGAGCACUGAUGGGCAACUUUAUUAAGAAAUGGCCUUUUUAGACUGGAGACUGGUUCUGCUUGAAGAGCAACCUGUGGAAAAGCCCUGAACAAAUAUAGUGGAAACACAUCUUGUUAAACUGCUUAGAUGGCAAGCAAAUAUUUUUCUGAUUCAUCCCUUCAAUUUUAGCUCACCUUAUCUUGGAUGGGAGGAGUACUAAAAGAAAGUUCAGCGGCCUCGGUUUUGACAAUUUGGUCUUGCUUCAGAUUCUUACCUUGAAAAGGAGAACAGGUUGCUGUGCAGAGAAGGCCUAAUGUGUAAUGGCAUGUUUCUUUUGCUCGGGAAAUGAAGGAUUAGCAGGGUAUUUCCCCACAUAGAUCAAUUGAUUGGAAACACAGUGGUCCUGUAGCUGUCCACCACAUGUUAUAUUAAUAUGCAUUACAUCCCAGUUGGGGUGCACAUUGAGGGUGAAUUGUAGAGUUCCCCUCGCUGCUGAAAUUAUGUAUUUUAUACUCAUGUUAUCCCUCAUCAUUGUGGCUGGGAUUGUUGACAUAUCUGUGUGUCAGUGAACUGGUGCCUCUUGCUUGCCAAUUUAAUUGGUUCUUAUUCCUCGGGCUCAAAUGAACAGCUUACAUGUUUAGGUGAAAAUGUAUGUGCUGAUAUGGAAAAAACUGACUUGCCAAAAACCUGUAGAAUGCUAGGCUUCUAAAAUGAAUCUGGAGCAGUAUUCUUGUUACUCUGCAUGUCACGUAUGUUAGCCAAAUGUAUAUAAAGGUUAAAAAUAUGACAGGUUGGUUUUGACAAAACCUAUGGUAUGUAUACAGUUUGAUAAAGCUUUUUUUGUAAUGAAAUAUUUGUAUUUUUUAACCCAGUGUAUAAAUAAAUGAACCUGUCAUGUAA